AUGGUCUUGUCUUUUCUCAAUUCGUACACUUUUGGUCUGAAGCUUCUUAGGCUUUUUGUCAUUCUCUAUGUAACAAUGGCGGCCUUUAUCAAUCUUGAGGAUUCGCCAAAGAAAAACAGGAGGAGCAGCGAUACAUUGUUGUGCUCAUCAAUCAUAGCCGGAUUGGAGUCCAUGUGCUCAUCAAUCAUUGAUGAAAUGGUGCUACUUGCGGGAAAAUUCAAGGAGACAUGUCUAGUGACAAGAGAAUCUGUGCUUCACCAACAAAAGAUUCUCGACUCUAUCGACAGGGCCAUUGAGCAGAGCUUAGCGAGCACGGGGCACGCAAAUGUUAGGGCCUCGAAGAUAUAUUCAGAGAGUUCAAAGACGAGUCGUGUAGAGUGGAUCUUGAGUUUGGUGUCCAUGUUUGUUUUCAUAAUUGUUGUCUUGUUGAUCCGUGCCACGUAG
Molecule: messenger RNA, 444 nt
Organism: Microthlaspi erraticum
Lineage: Eukaryota; Viridiplantae; Streptophyta; Magnoliopsida; Brassicales; Brassicaceae
Source: the annotation of a GenBank genome assembly